Molecule: messenger RNA, 2923 nt
Organism: Entelurus aequoreus (snake pipefish)
Lineage: Eukaryota; Metazoa; Chordata; Actinopteri; Syngnathiformes; Syngnathidae
Gene: cmtr1
Product: cap methyltransferase 1
Exons: 24
Coding region: 212-2704 (830 amino acids)
Biological process (GO): 7-methylguanosine mRNA capping
Cellular component (GO): nucleus; cytoplasm
Molecular function (GO): methyltransferase cap1 activity; nucleic acid binding
Source: RefSeq, a predicted model, not a curated record
UCUUGCACUAGUCACACGGAGACGCGCCGUCAAUUGCAAAAGGACCCCUUAGUGACACUACCUAAGAUUCCCAUGUGAAACGUAGUCCAAUACCACAGAAUUUAUCAACAAGACUUGCAUUUUUUUCCUCUAUAUCACUCCGGAAUCUUGAAGCCCAAAUGAAAUUCAAGUGCUGUUGCUGAGGAGGGAAAUUUACGCCCAAACAGCCAAGAUGAAGAGAAGAACCAACGCAGCUCCUUUGCUGGCUGCAAAGAGGCAUCGUGACAACAGCAGCUCCGAUGAAGAAUCCAAAUUGUCGAAACAAGACUCCAGCCAAAAUGACUCUCUCAGCGACCAGGAAGAGCCCCGAGCCGGAUUCUCCAUGCCUUCCGUAUCCGUCGACACCAGGGACACCGAGUCCCCACCCACAGAGAGCCCGAAGUUCUCCAUGUACAACAGUGCGUCGAUGAACAUGAUGGCCAAGAUGGGCUUCCGUAUGGGUGAGGGUCUUGGGAAGUUUGGUCAGGGCCGCAAAGAGAUUGUGGAAGCGUCAACCCAGAGAGGACGACGGGGACUUGGCCUUACGCUUCAGGGCUUCCAGGGUGAGCUCAACGUGGACUGGCGAGAUGAACCUGAGGUGUGUACCACCAAUGUGCCCAGUGCCAUAGAAAAGGUUGACUGGUUCCCAGAAAGCACAACUGAAAUUCCAGAUGCAGACGAGCUGAGGGACUGGAUGGCAGUGGGCCCAAGAAAAAUGAAGAUUGAGGAUGAAACAGAGUUUUGCACCGAAGACCUCCUGCACACUCUUCUUAGAUGCAAGACAGUGUUUGACGACCUUGAAGGUGAAGAAAUGAGGAGAGCACGCACUCGUUCGAACCCCUACGAAACCAUCCGAGGAGGCAUCUUUCUCAACAGAGCCGCUAUGAAAAUGGCCAACAUCGACCACUGCUUCAACUACAUGCUCACUAACCCAAAGGUUCCAGAAGGGAAUUCUUCGAACAAAGACCUCAAGAACGAGCUGUUGUACUUUGGCGACGUGUGCGCAGGGCCUGGCGGAUUUUCUGAGUACGUCCUGUGGAAGAGACGCUGGCACGCCAAAGGUUUCGGCAUGACGUUGAGAGGACCCUGUGACUUCAAACUGGAGGAUUUCUACGCUGCGCCCAGCGAGCUGUUUGAGCCCUACUAUGGUGAAGGAGGCGUGGAUGGCGAUGGCGACAUCACACGGCCAGAAAACGUCACCGCCUUCAGAAACUUUGUGCUGGACAGCACCGAGGGAACAGGGCUGCACUUCCUCAUGGCGGACGGGGGUUUCAGUGUGGAAGGCCAAGAAAACCUUCAGGAGAUCUUGAGCAAACAGUUGCUGCUCUGCCAGUUCCUCACCGCUCUCUCUACACUCAGGACAGGUGGACAUUUUGUCUGUAAGACAUUUGACCUUUUCACCCCUUUCAGCGUGGGUUUGAUCUACUUAAUAUACCUUUGCUUUGACCGGGUCUCCCUCUUCAAACCUGUGACCAGCCGGCCUGCCAACUCAGAGAGGUACCUUGUAUGUCGAGGUUUAAAACCCGGCUCAGACGCCGUCAGAGAGUACAUGUUCAAAGUCAACCUAAAACUCAAACAGCUGAAGAACACAGAGAUGGAUGUGUUGGAUGUGGUUCCUUUGAGCAUCAUCAAGGAGGAUGCAGACUUCUACCACUUCAUGGUCAAUUCCAAUGAGCGCCUGUGUGCAGUCCAGAUCAAGGCUUUGGCCAAGAUCCACGCCUUUGUUUUAGACCCGACGCUUGCAGAGUCGAGGCAGGCGGACAUCCGCAAGGAAUGUCUCAAGCUCUGGGGGGUGCCAGACAAGGCCAGGGUCACUCCGACUUCUUCAGACCCAAAGUCUAAAUUCUAUGAGCUGACCAAGAACGCCGAUGUGGACUCAUUCAAGAGCAGCGUUGUGCCACUUAACUCCAGCACGCUUAAUAAGCUGCAUAAUGUCAUGGACUACCGCUGCAUUGUGGUAGGCGGCGAGCAGAUCUUCCUCCUAGCACUAGGGAAGUCUCAGAUUUACACGUGGGACGGCAAAAUGCCUUUACGCUGGAAGAAGCUGGAGUAUUUCAAGCUGGAGCUCCCCAGAGAUACUCUCCUGAGUGUCGAGAUCGUCCAGGAGCUGAAGGGCGAGGGCAAAGCGCAGCGCCGCAUCAACGCCGUGCAUGUGAUGGAUGCACUUGUACUAAAUGGCACUGAUGUCAGAAAUCACUACUUUAAGCGACGAAUUCAGAUGGCUGAGAAGUUUGUGAAGGCAGUGGCGAAACCUAGCAGACCCGACAUGAACCCCAUCAGAGUGAAGGAGGUGUACGGACUAGAGGAAAUGGAGAAGAUCUUUGUCAGACUGGAAAUGAAAGUAACAAAGAGUUCAGGCGGAGCUCCGCGUCUUUCUUACACCGGCCGAGACGACCGACACUUCCUCCCCACUGGCCUUUACAUCAUCAAGACCGUCAAAGAUCCGUGGAUGGUGGCGUACAGCAAAAGCAACAAAAAAGAGUACUUCUUUAAUAAGAAAGAAAACACGUCCCACUUUGAAAUACCUGCCAAAGCCGCUUCCCCCUUCCAUGUCUGCCACUCCAAGCGUCUCUUCUGGGCGUGGGAGGAAGGCGUCAUAGUGCACGAUUCUCAGACGCGGAUGGACCCAGAGAAACUGUCCAAAGACGACGUUCUGUCCUUCAUCCACCAGAAUCGUCAGCCAUAAAUGAAAGAUGGCGGAGCUUUUCCGUAUAUGACUUUUUCACACCAUUCUGAGAGGACACUCACACCUUCACCUACCAGUCCAUUACUUUUUCAAAACCUUGUGGCUUCCUGGAAGAGAAACAUGACAAGGUAGUAAUUAGAUUUCAGCAGCUGUUUGCUAUGAAUUGCUGUGACAUUUAGUCUCUUUGUAACGUGAAGAACUGGAGGACUUUUGGGCUGC